AUGCCUCGCCAGAGCAGCCGCCCGUCUGCUUCGGCCCCCAAGCGCGCCGCCCCGCCACCAUCGUACGGCAGCGCCACCCCCAAGCAGGCCGCCCCACCGCCGCCAGCCGCAGCAGCUCAGGUGCCCCCGCCGGCCGCGGCAGCCGCCGCGCCGCCGCCCGCUGCCGCCCCCGCGGCCGGCGGCGGCAUGAUGUCCGGGCUGAUGGGCUCGAUGGCGUCCGGCAUGGCGACAGGCGUCGGCAUGAGCGUUGCAAGCCGAGCUGUGGACGCGGUGAUGGGCCCACGCCAGACGGAGGUGGUGCACCGCCACGAGGGGGCCCCUGCGGCGCCAGCGCCGGCGGCAUGCCAGAUGCAGCAGGACCAGCUCUCGAAGUGCAUGCAGUCCGCCGCCGACGCGUCCCAGUGCCAGUUCUACCUGGACUCCCUCAAGGCGUGCCAGCAGUCUGCCUGA
Prorocentrum cordatum is the source of this 450-nucleotide messenger RNA. Lineage: Eukaryota; Dinophyceae; Prorocentrales; Prorocentraceae. The record is from the annotation of a GenBank genome assembly.